Messenger RNA from Rubroshorea leprosula, 1012 nucleotides. NCBI's taxonomy places the organism in Eukaryota, Viridiplantae, Streptophyta, Magnoliopsida, Malvales, Dipterocarpaceae. The record is from the annotation of a GenBank genome assembly.
CCCUUCUUCUUUCCCAAGCUUCUUCCUCGGCACCGAUGAAUGGUUCACUCAGCAAGCGGAGAGCAUGAGUGAAGCGAUCCUAGUGUGCCUUUUGCAGCCAUCUGAACACCACCCACGGUCACCGGUGUUGUCCAACAUCCUUCUAUCUGAUAAUCUCGACCCACGCAUCGCCGACGUCAAGAUUGAAAACAUCGGGCGCAGAAAGGGAAGAGAUAAUGAGGGAAAUAACCAAAGCGGCACCGAAUUUGAUGUGUAUUGUUUUGGAGUUAUUUUGAUAGAGUUGUUGACGGGAACACAGGGGAUGAAGGAAAGUGUGAAGCGCGAGGAAGUUGGCGAAGGAAGGGGGCACGAGUGUGAGGACUUUGAAGCUGAACUUCAGGGGCAGAAAACUCUUGAAGAUUUUAACAAUCUUGUUGGUCCUUUUGGCACAAAGGAAGCUCCUGCAAUCAUCAAAUCCUUCUAUGACAAGAGAAUAGUUGGGUGCCCAGGAACUCGUGGUUUUUGUUCUGUUUGUUCAAACUCUUGUGGUUGAUUUUUGGUCUUGAUUUUGCUAUUUUCUUUGUCUUGAUAGAAUUGGAACUAGAAUUUUUGGUUCUCUUUAAACCAGUGCUCGUUGGUUUCUGUGUUGAUUUUGCUGGCAUUUUAGGUUUAGGUUUGCUACAUAUCGAGUCUCCGAUGGUUAGAUAUUGUUUCUUUUUUAUUUAUUUGCAUCCAUGUGAGUUGACUUGGUUUGAUGAAAUUUGAAUAUGUAUUUGAGGUUUUUUUUUGGACAGUGAUUUAGUUUCUCUUUGUUGCAUUUCAAUGGUGUCAGAGGAGUCAUUUGGGUUUGAGAAAAACCCAGAUCUGGGUUUGAUUUGGAGAGGAAGAGGAAGGGACAAGAGAGAGAGAAAGUGAAAGAGGAAGAAGAGAUGACAUGGAGGUUUCAUUGUUAGACUGUGAUUUAGUUUCUCUUUUGUUACAUUUUAGUGGCAUCGAAGGAGUCAUCUGAGUUUAAGAAAAACCCAGAUCUGGG